This is a messenger RNA of Sitophilus oryzae (rice weevil), 1533 nucleotides long. Its product is annotated as glutaryl-CoA dehydrogenase, mitochondrial. Gene Ontology annotation, cellular component: mitochondrial inner membrane. The record is from RefSeq and is a predicted model, not a curated record. The transcript is spliced from 10 exons. Gene Ontology annotation, molecular function: fatty-acyl-CoA binding; glutaryl-CoA dehydrogenase activity; flavin adenine dinucleotide binding. Lineage: Eukaryota; Metazoa; Arthropoda; Insecta; Coleoptera; Curculionidae. Bases 189 to 1466 code for a protein of 425 amino acids. Gene Ontology annotation, biological process: fatty acid beta-oxidation using acyl-CoA dehydrogenase; fatty-acyl-CoA biosynthetic process.
GAGUACGAAAUUGCGGCAGUACCAGUAAGGUUAUACCACACAUGCAUGUAGUUUUACCGGUAUUAAUAAAAAUACGGUGCGACAGAAAAAGAAAACGUCCUAUUUAAGUCGCUCGUAUUUUGUGAUACUUUGAUAAUAUCCGAUUAAAUUAUAGAGUGUGAUGUGAAGGUUUUUAAAAUUAGUUCAAAAUGAUAUUUCGAAGGGUUUUCAAUUCGAUGGUUUUGUCCCCAGCUGGGAAAGAGUUUCAAAAAGUUAUCCAAAAUGCAUUUAGAGAAAAUCAUUCACAUAAAGUUGCUUUUAACUGGGAAGAUGCCUUCAACCUUGAAAGUCAGUUGUCUAGCGAGGAAAAACUUAUUAGAGACCAAUUUAGGGAAUAUUGCCAAAAGAAGUUAGUACCCAGAGUCAUCUUGGCAAAUAGGAAUGAAGUGUUUGACAGGCAAAUACUUAACGAAAUAGGCGAAUUAGGAGUGUUAGGAUGUACUAUUAAAGAAUAUGGCUGUGCAGGAGUUUCAAAUGUAGCUUAUGGCUUACUUACAAGGGAAGUUGAAAGAGUUGAUAGCGCGUACAGAUCCGCCGUGAGUGUGCAGUCCUCCUUGGCUAUGGGCGCAAUUUAUUCAUGCGGCAGUGAAGAACAAAAACAACAAUAUUUACCAGAAAUGGCAAGAGGAAAUUUGGUUGGGUGUUUUGGCCUAACUGAACCAAACCAUGGGAGUGAUAUUGGAAAAAUGGAAACUAAAGCUGCAUAUGAUUCAUCUUCGAAAACAUAUAUACUAAACGGUAGUAAAACUUGGAUUACAAACUCCCCAAUAGCAGAUAUAUUGAUAGUUUGGGCACGAUGCGAUGGCUCUAAAAUAAAAGGUUUUAUCGUUAAUAGAAAAGAACACGGGAACGGGUUAAGUACUCCUAAAAUUGAAGGAAAAUUUUCCUUAAGAGCUUCUACAACCGGAAUGAUUUUAUUAGACAAUGUUAAGGUACCCGAAGAUCACAUUUUGCCCAAUUCCAACGGAAUAGGUGCAGCUUUUGGCUGUUUGAAUAACGCACGCUACGGAAUUGCGUGGGGAACAUUAGGAGCUGCCGAACAUUGCUUCAAUGUAGCUAGACAGUACACUCUGGAGAGGCAACAAUUUAACAGACCAUUAGCACAGACCCAAUUGAUACAAAAGAAAUUCGCUGAUAUGCUCACCGAAAUCUCAUUAGGUUUGCAAGCUUGUUAUCAAGUCGGUAGGCUAAAAGAUAAAAACCUGCAUACACCUGAAAUGAUUUCAAUAUUAAAGAGGAAUAAUGCUGGGAAAGCUUUGGAAAUAGCUAGAGCAGCUAGGGACAUACUUGGAGGAAAUGGGAUUCAAGAUGAAUAUCAUAUAAUAAGACACGUUAUGAACUUAGAAGCAGUAAACACAUACGAAGGAACUCAUGAUAUACACGCUUUAGUCUUGGGAAGAGCGAUUACAGGACUUCCUGCAUUCUAAUUUUUUUAUUUUAAGAUCUAAAAAUUGUAAAAACUUUGAAUUUUUAAAAUAAAUUGUUGUGUUUGUA